This is a messenger RNA of Amyelois transitella, 4943 nucleotides long. RefSeq names its product potassium channel subfamily K member 9. Gene Ontology annotation, biological process: potassium ion transmembrane transport; stabilization of membrane potential. Gene Ontology annotation, molecular function: potassium ion leak channel activity. The record is from RefSeq and is a predicted model, not a curated record. Bases 1025 to 2770 code for a protein of 581 amino acids. The transcript is spliced from 10 exons. Gene Ontology annotation, cellular component: membrane. Lineage: Eukaryota; Metazoa; Arthropoda; Insecta; Lepidoptera; Pyralidae.
CCCAGGUCAAGGAAGUGCAGGAAAAUUGUUCGCUAAAAAUAUUUUUUGUUAUUUUUAACAAUGCAUUUUCCUAAAUUACAAGUACCUAUUGGUUUUUUGUAAUAAGAAAAUAAAAUAUUUUUGCGUUAUGUUCAAGUGAAGUGCCAAGAGAAAAUCAAGAUAAAAGAAAAGUAGGUGGAUUGUGACAGCAGUGGAAAUACCGCAUAGGGUUUUUCACCCAAGAAAUUAAAAUUAUUGUCCUAAAUGUUGUAUUUACUGGCUCGCUAUGCAGUCUAAAAGGUUAAUACAGCUUUUUGAAAGCAUUACGAAUGAUAUUUGUUUUAAAAAUAAUCGUCAUAACAUUUGACCCAGUUACGGUGCCGUGUGCGUUGACCUAUGGAUAUGAAUGCGGACUAAAGCACGAUGUUAUUUUUAGAAUACAGCUUUGCAGAUAAUUAAAUAUUAACAGAUGCUGUUCGAGAUACUGUAUCUGCAACUGAUAAAAAAAUUGUCUUCUAUUUUUAAUUCAGAAAGGUGCAAAUGCAACUGUUUUGAUAGAACAUGAUGAUGUAGUCAAAGAAUUUGAAUCGAAAAAUAAUAUUAAUAUAGAAAAUGACUUCCUUUGAAGGGAUCAAUUUUAUUCUUAGAGUUUUGUUUAUGAACAUAUUAUAACUCCCUGUUGUGUCAAAUCCAAUAAAUAAUUUGGGACAUAGUACACUGCCAGUUGUGAUUUCCAUGAAAAUCAUAAAAUCCCAGAUGGACUUAUAAAAUUCUAAAUUUGAAAUAGUUGAAUGCAUAUCAUCUACUGUAGCAGAAUACCUACCUACCAAAGUUGCUACAAUUAUUGCUGUAUGAAAAAAAAUAUUAUGAAUUCCAAAUUUGAAUGUUAGUUUUAGUUCAAAAACACUUGAAAUGGUUACUUAGUGGAAGAAGAAAGUUUAGAUAUUUACUGAAGACAAUAUGGUAUUUUUUGACUGAAUCACACAAUAAGGAAGGGUUUUUACCUGGGCCUUAUGCCCUAAGGCCAGGGUGACACUUGGCAGUGAUGAAGAAGCAAAAUGUUCGCACUCUAUCUCUGAUUGUGUGCACAUUUACAUAUUUAUUAGUGGGAGCUGCAGUGUUUGAUGCAUUAGAGUCUACAACGGAGAGACACCGAUUUGAAGUUCUACAAGCAAUUGAAGGCAUAAUAAUCAGGAAAUACAACAUAACGGAGGAGGACUUUCGUGUGAUGGAGACAGUGGUCCUCAAGUCGGAGCCACACAAAGCCGGCCAGCAAUGGAAGUUCACUGGAGCUUUCUACUACGCUACCACGGUUCUCACUACUAUUGGCUACGGCCACUCCACUCCAGCUACAAUUGGCGGGAAGCUUUUCACGAUGUUUUAUGCCAUAGUGGGCAUCCCACUCGGCCUCAUCAUGUUCCAGAGCAUCGGUGAGAGGGUCAACAGACUUAGCAGCGUUAUAAUAAAAUCAAUCAAACGUGCACUGAACUGCAAGCAGAUCAACGCUACGGAAGUGGACCUUAUAUGUGUCGUCACCACGCUGUCUUCGCUCACCAUUGCUGGAGGCGCCGCCGCAUUUUCUUCUUGUGAAGGAUGGAGCUACUUCGACAGUGUAUAUUAUUGUUUCAUUACACUCACCACUAUAGGCUUCGGCGACAUGGUAGCCCUGCAGCGUGACAACGCGCUGAACAGAAAGCCUUCGUACGUCAUGUUCGCCCUGAUCUUCAUACUGUUCGGGCUGGCGAUAGUGGCCGCCUGUCUCAACCUGUUGGUGCUGCGGUUCGUCACCAUGAACACAGAGGACGAGAAGAGGGAUCAGCAGCAAGCUGAACAGGCGCAGCAAGUGGCGGUGCGGCUGGAGGGCGACGUGAUCACGGCGGACGGCGCCGUGCUGCGCGGCGUGUCGCGCGGCACGCGCCUGCCCGCCGGCCCGCGACAGCUCGCAGGCGACACGUCUCUCGUUCCCCUGUACGUCGAUGAGGAGUACGCGCCGAGCGUCUGCAGUUGUUCGUGCAAUUGUUUCGGACCUAACAAGUCGGUACCGUACAGGGACCCACUAUCGCCGGUCCCGCCCACAAACAUCAAGCAGAUCAAGUCCAAAAACUACCGCGAGCUGGGCAGCAUACCGCGGUUCAUCGAAAAGUCUUCCUCAAAAACUAGAUCGCAAUCCUUAAGACUCAAUUCUGCGUCCGGAUACUUAUACAUGAACGCGAGAAACGACUUCCAACUAGACCCCGAAGACUUCAGGGAAAUCGUGUCGAAAAGAAGAGAACAAUUGCGCAGAGGAAUGAUGAUGUACGACAUGAGAUGCAACAACAACGAACAGUACCUCAACCCGUACAGGCACAGCAUCAGCACCAAAAUAGAACUCAGUCCGCACAGCUCCUCCUUGUAUUCCAUGAAUAUGAGAUCAGAGAACAGGAGCAACGAUCCCUUAGUCGAUGAUUACGAUUCAGAGAAAUCCAGUUACGCCAAAAAGAAACUAAUGAAGAACAUAGCUAGGAACACGAGCAACAAGAAAGAGAAUUAUUUCUAUGAUGAUGCCGUACUGCAUUUUGAUGAUGAGUAUGCAUUUGACGGUUCAAUAUUGUUUGCGAAGAGAAGAAAAUCAAUAGAUAGGAAUUGGGAGGAGUACGCUUGUGAGAUGCCAAGGAAUUCAACGUACGGUGCUGACCAAGUGUCGAACGAUGGCAGUUAUGGGUACUAUUUGCCCGAUGAAGAGGAACAGGAGCAGUAUUUUGUCAAUGAUACGUUAACAUUCAAUUUGCCUCCGCAUAGAGCGAGUAUUUAGUGAAAUUUUGUGCCAAAGACGAUGCCAAAAUGUAGGUUAGUGUUAGUAAACUCAAUAAAUGGGCCAAUUAAUUAAUUAGACAUUUACAAUUUCGCGGGUGUACCGUCGGAGUUUCACUUCUGAUUGCGGUGAGUUUAACAUUUAUACAUAUUAUCACGUUUAUAUCUCAUGUGGGGUUGACAGAGCCAACAGUCUUGAAAAGACCGAAAGGCCUCUUACAGCUGUAUGGCUGUAUAAUGGAAUUUAGAUUCAAUUAGUGACAGGUUGUUAGCCCAUCCCCUACAAGAAGAAUCCCAAGUUUAUGAGCCUAUACCUUAAACACGUUUUUAAGUUUUAAUACAUUGUGUUGUGUUUUGAAUGCAGAGUCUCUAACGCUGUGGUAACGUCAGUGACAAGAUUUUGAAAUUGUGUGAUUAGUCUCUCUAAUUUAUACAUUACCUGUAUAUAAAAUAUAUUAUUUUUAGUUGGUAACCCAUAACACAAGUCUUCAAGUUUGGGGUCACCUAAAAUAGUUUAAAUCUAGUUGAUUUAUCUAAUAUACUUCAACAGUUGCUUGUGAUAUAAACUCUUUGCUAGUUACAUAAAUCUAUUUAUAUUGAAACAUUAAAAAAAAAACAGUUUCAACUCACCCCGCACCAAUUAGAAGUGAAAACUCGACAGGAGUGUAGUUUCGGGUUUAAAGUUAUAGCUUUUACACUAAGGUGGAUUAAUCGCGUUUUUAUUACUCAGAGCUUGGCUUGCUGUAGAUAUUGUAAUAUAGUUUUAAAGAUGGCUUGUGCAGCGAAUGGUAUAUAAGCUGUCGCAUACUAUACUUUGUACAAGAUUUAUGUUCCAUAUAAGCACUAUUAUAUACUCCAUUCAGUUACAUUUAAACUCACAAGCUUGUAUUAUUUAUUUUAAGAACAACAUGAUUUUCUAUAGUGAAUAAAUGAGGUAUAGUAUGCUUAAGCUUUUCAGAAGUAGGUGAUAAACUGUUUUGUUGGGUCAAAACUUCAAAGUUAUUAUUUUUUUACCAAAUUCAUUCCAUUUCAACCUAUUAUAUUGACAGAAACCUUCGUUCUUUGCACCAAGCAAUAACUAAAAUAUUUUUAAAGUUGAUAAAGCACUUAACGAUGUGGCCUGGUACUGAUAUUAAUUAUUUAAAAUAAUAAAUACAGUAGAUACGUAAAAAAAUUACAGUCAGUAAAUUGAUGUCAACAAUAUUACUAUGUUAGUACUAAUAACAAUUAUUAAUAAUAGUAACGGUAAAAUUCAAGCUUUCUAAGCUAUAUAAGAAUCCGGAAAAGCAGUACUUUUACGGCAGAUCAGCUUUCUAUACACUUCAUUUGGCAGUAAACUAGAUUUCACAUUGAUUAGAAUAAUGAAUAAUAUGUAUUUAGAACAUUUUUGGUUGUUAGCAAAAACUUUAUCAUACAUAUAAAAAAACAGUCAACAUAGAUUAACGAAAACAAAUAAUUAACAAUCGCGGACUUAUCCCUGUGAAGGAUUUUUUCCAUUUAACCAUGUAUAUCUAUUAUAAAAAAAUACUAACAAAAUUAAAACAACUAAAUGCUGCCACUAAAAAGACUUAGUCUGAAGCAAAGUCAACUCUUUCUAAUUUUAAUGUUUUAUUUAAGCAAAUUAUUUGUAAACGUUUCAAUUUACUGACAUGUGGAAAUCGUUAUUGGACUGCUUCAAGCGUCACGGUAUUUUAGAAUUGCAUAUAAGAAGCUGAGUGUUUACCUAAUUGAUAUAUAAAAUAUAUAUAUCUCAUCUAGAUUCAAUAGUCUGAAAUAAUGGUUUCGCUGAUUAUUUUACAUUAGUAUAUGUCGUCCAAUAUUAUGACAAAAAAGUGAUUGAAAAUUCUUAAUGUGCCAAAUUUAUAUUCCACAUAGGUACGUAAUACUUACUAACCAUAAUGUCAGUACUAUAUGUCACAAUUUAGUCAAUUUAAUGUAAACCACAUUUAAAGCUGUAAUCUAUGCUUACGUCCGAGUUUUCUCGUGACUAUUGACUCUGUCUACCCCUUGAGACAAAUCACAUCAGAUAUGUUAUUAAAUACUGUUAUAUGCGAACUCUGCUUAUUUAAUAUUUCUAACUAUUGACUCUAGAUUAUGUGAAAUUAAAAAAUAAUAGAUAUGUUUAGUGCAUUUAUUUCCAAAUUUGUUAUAUACUACAUAUAUUAUAUUUAAAA